AACUGCUGAGCCAGGUCACUCUCUGGGUCCUACCCUUGACCUUUCUCAUUGCGGAAACUGCCAGACAGUGGUUGUCAGUGCCCAGCCUGAGGGGAUGGCUUCAAAUGGAGCAUACCCAGUGCUGGCACCAGGCGUGACCGUGAACCCUGGCACCUCCCUGUCUGUGUUUACAGCUCUUCCCUUCACCACACCUGCUCCUGCCCCAGCACACGGGCCACCCCUUGUGAUUGCAGGGGUUCCUCCAGGCGGCCCUCUGGUGCUGUCUGCCUUCCCCAGCACACCUCUGGUGGCAGGACAGGAUGGCCGCGGCCCGAGUGGGGCCGGGGCUUCCAACGUCUUUGUCCAGAUGAGGAGAGAGGUGGGGCCUGUGAAGGCCCCUCAGGCGCAGACGUUGGUCCUAAUUCAGGCCCCCCUCAUCUGGCAGGCUCCAGGCGCCCUCUGCGGAGGUGUCGCAUGUCCACCUCCCCUACUCCUGGCAGCUGCUCCUGUGGUGACUGUUAUGGCUGCCCAGGUGGUUGGGGGCACCCAGACCUGUGAGGGAGGCUGGUCCCAGGGCCUUCCUCUUCCACCACCACCACCACCGGCUGCCCAGUUGCUCCCCACCGUGUCCCAAGGGAAUGCUGGGCCAUGGCCACAAGGGGCUCAUGGAGAGGGCAGCCUGGCUUCCUCCCAGGCCAAGGCCCUGCCAGAAGACUCCUGUAACCCCAAGAGUGUCUAUGAGAACUUCCAACUCUGGCAGCACUACAAGCUCCUGGCCCGGAGGCACCUUCCCCAGAGUCCUGACACCGAAGCACUUUCCUGCUUCCUCAUCCCAGUUCUCGGAUCCCUGGCCCGGGGGAAGCCCACCAUGACCCUGGAGGAGGGACUGUGGCGGGCCAUGCGGGAAUGGCAGCACACGAGCAACUUUGACCGGAUGAUCUUCUACGAGAUGGCGGAAAAGUUCCUGGAGUUUGAGGCUGCAGAGGAGAUGCAGAUUCAGAAAUCGCAAUGGAUGAAGGGGCCCCAGUGCCUGCCUCCUCCAGCCACACCGAGGCUUGAAUCUCGAGGACCCCCGGCCCCUGAGGUUGUCAAGCAGCCAGUGUACCUUCCCAGCAAGGCCGGCCCCAAGGCCCCGACUGCCUGCCUGCCACCACCCAGACCCCAGAGGCCAGUGGAGACCAAGGCCCGCCUGCCAAUACCCAGGCCGCAGAGAUCAGCAGAGACCGAGGUCCCCGAUGAGAUUCCCCCAGAAGUGCUGCAGGAGCAUGUGGACAUCAUGGAGGAGCUGCUGGGGCCUUCCCUCGGGGCCACGGGGGAGCCCGAGAAACAAUGGGAAGAGGGCGAAGUGAAGCAGCCACAGGAAGAGGACUGGACGCCCCCAGACCCGGGCCUCCUGAGCUACAUUGACAAACUGUGUUCCCAGAAAGACUUUGUCACCAAGGUGGAGGCACUCCUUCAACCCCGAUUCCUGGAAGAAUUGCUUUCCCCAGAUCCACGGAUGGAUUUCUUGGCCCUAAGCCAGGAGCUGGAGCAGGAGGAAGGACUCAUCCUUGCCCAGGGAGCCCCUUCAGAUGCUCCAGGGACUGACAGAUGCUGAGGAAACCCUGAUCCCUCCC
This is a messenger RNA of Symphalangus syndactylus (siamang), 1595 nucleotides long. RefSeq names its product NUT family member 2D-like. The record is from RefSeq and is a predicted model, not a curated record. Lineage: Eukaryota; Metazoa; Chordata; Mammalia; Primates; Hylobatidae.